Peronospora belbahrii is the source of this 1680-nucleotide messenger RNA. The record is from the annotation of a GenBank genome assembly. NCBI's taxonomy places the organism in Eukaryota, Oomycota, Peronosporomycetes, Peronosporales, Peronosporaceae.
AUGGGCAAUUCCGAGUCUCGUGGAACUUCAUUUUCUAGAUCAAGCACUUCACGUCAUGUAACACAUUCAUUACCAUCCGAUUCCAGUAUCAAUUCCUAUGAUAUGGAAGAGAUUGCACGCUCUACUUCGACACUAAACGAACGCGAAAUUGCAGCGACAAACCGACGUUUGGUGCCAAGAUCACGACUUUCUCGACGAUCUCCUAGUGUCUCACUUUCUAGUAACGACGAUGAAUUACAGGGAGAGAGAGGAGGUAUUGAAAAAGGACAAGAAACAACAGAAGAGAUGUCGUCGCAGCUUAGUUAUUGGUACUUGAUUAAACAUGGAUAUACAGAGCUAGUGCAUCUAAUUAUCCGCCCACCACGCACCAAUUACACCUUGGAAGAUCUUGGACCGAGUAAUUUCUCAUUUGUUGGACAGGAUUUUAUUCGUGAAGAUUUUGUUGUGGUUAAUGACCGCAAACAGAAACUUGUGUGUUCGCAUUGGCGACCAAUGACGUCGAUAACAGUGAACACAGUACCAUGUGUGGUCUAUUUACACGGCAACUCAUCUUGUCGAUUGGAAGCAUUAGGAGUUCUUCGAACGUGUUUAGCUGCUGGGCUUACGGUUGCUGCUUUUGAUACAUCAGGAUGUGGAAAAUCCGAUGGGGAGUAUGUAUCCCUUGGAUAUUACGAACGUGACGAUUUGAGCAAUGUCGUGACGCAUCUUCGGACAAAGAUGAAUAUUGGCACGGUAGCUCUAUGGGGCAGAAGUAUGGGAGCAGCUACAGCUCUAUUGCAUGCCGAUCGAGACCCGUCGAUUGCGGGUAUUGUUGUUGAUAGCGCUUUUGCUAGCCUUGAGCAGCUUGUGGAGGAGGUGGUGGACCGUGGACGUCAGGAAGGAAUGACACUUCCAGGUUUUCUGGUAAAAAUCGUAUUGAAGUUUAUUCGUUCGUCGGUAAAAAAGCGUGCGCAUUUUGACUUACGGCGUCUUGCCCCAAUCGAUCAUGCUCCCAUGUCGUUUGUCCCGGUGCUGUUUGUGGCUGCAGAGCACGAUUCAUUUAUAGGUCCACACCACAGUGACCAGAUCUUUGCAGCGUACGGAGGAGAUAAGAAUCUGGUAAAAGUAAAUGGAGAUCACAACAGUUCACGGCCGCAAUUCUUACUUGAUUCGGCAGCAAUUUUCUUGCAGACAUCAUUGCAGGUGGAUGUGGCCGCAACUGCGCAAACAAGCAAUUUUGUUGAUGGCAUUACUGGUGGUGGUGGACGUGUACCAUGGGAAAAUGUGAUGGACCGGGCAUUCUCACUGUCACUGUGUUCCUCGCCUGCCUCGUCCUACCGUAUGACUAUGGAUCUCGAUGGAAGAUGUUCAGGCAAGAAGUCUAUGUUGGUACCGACGAAGCCAUGGUCUUGUCCGUCUUGUACUCUUGUCAACCGAGCGCUAUCAAUGCAGUGCGUAAUCUGUAAGAGUAUUUAUCUUCCUGACAAUAAAGAUGCGAGCCAAGUGGCAGGAGACAAGGAAGAUGAUGUUUUAUUGAAAGAGGCUAGGCGAAGUUGUGCUUUGACUACCGAGGAUGUGCGACCUUCUCUUGUUCCAGCACAGGCCGAAAACGCUUCUCGUCGACAAACAUGCGAAGCAAUGCCGUUGCUUCGUCCACCGUUCGUAUCAUCAACUUCAGCACAACUACCCGCUCCAUCCUAG